Molecule: messenger RNA, 669 nt
Organism: Thyridium curvatum
Lineage: Eukaryota; Fungi; Ascomycota; Sordariomycetes; Thyridiales; Thyridiaceae
Exons: 1
Coding region: 1-669 (222 amino acids)
Source: RefSeq, a predicted model, not a curated record
AUGAGGUUCCUCACUCUGUUGCAUCUCUCGGCGAUGCUUGCCGCAGGCAAAGCAGCCAUACCUUUUGACCGGGCUUACCAGGCUCGUGAUGAGCCUUCCGUGACCUGCGACACUACCACGACUCUCGACCCCAUAACCGUCACGGGCGACGGUGGUGGCACCUACACUCAGUGCUACACUGUCACUUACCCCGGCCUGGGCCACCAGGGCUCGCCGACAUCCAUCCCGUACACCAUCACUCAGACCUGUUCCAACCCUAUUUGUCGAGGCGCCGCCGAGACCACCCCUCCACCCGGUUUCACCUGUGCCAUCGUCGACUGCGGGACCUGCGCCCCUGGCGGCGGAUCUGUACACGUCACCGUUACUGUACCGACAUCAGUGAUUGACGGCUACAUUUCCUCUGGAUACACUAUUCAAACUCCACCACCAGAGAACCUGGGAACUGGUGGUUCCUCUGAUGGCUCCCCUGGUGGCGGUGAUGGCUCCUCUAGUGAUAGCUCUUCUAGUGACGAUAACCCCUCCGGCGGUCCAGCCGGCGAUGGCUCGUCUUCUGGGGAUUCUCAGGGGUCGACGCCACCUGUCGUUACGGCGGGUACAUCUGGCCACGUCAGCCUGAUCGGCGAGAGUUACCUGUUGGCUGCGAUGCUUCUCGGUGCUGUUAUCCUGUAG